AUGGAGGAUGCUUCCACCAAGAGAAUCUCGGAUUUUGUUCCUAUGGGCCGUAUUGAGAAUGAUUCCACAAGGAGAAUCUCGGCUUUAGUUCAGUUUGGCCGCAUGAAGGAUGCUUCCACCAAGAGAAUCUCGGAUAUUGUUCCUAUGGGCCGUAUUGAGAAUGAUUCCACAAGCAGAAUCUCGGCUUUUGCUCAGUUUGGCCGUAUGGAGGAUGCUUCCACCAAGAUAUUCUCGGAUGUUGCUCAGAUGGGCUGUAUUGGGAAUGUUUCCACAAGGAGAAAGUCGGCUUUUGCUCAGUUUGGCCGUAUGGAGGAUGCUCCCACCAAGAGAAUCUCGGAUUUUGCUCGGUUGGGCCGUAUUGAGAAUGAUUCCACAAGCAGAAUCUCGGCUUUUGCUCAGUUUGCCCGCAUGGAGGUUGCUUCCACCAAGAGAAUCUCGGAUUUUGUUCCUAUGGGCCGUAUUGAGAAUGAUUCCACAAGGAGAAUCUCGGCUUUUGCUCAGUUUGUCCGCAUGGAGGAUGCUUCCACCAAGAGAAUCUCGGAUUUUGCUCGGUUGGGCCGUAUUGAGAAUGAUUCCACAAGGAGAAUCUCGGCUUUUGCUCAGUUUGGCCGCAUGGAGGAUGCUUCCACCAAGAGAAUCUCGGAUUUUGCUCCGAUGGGCCGUAUUGAGAAUGAUUCCACAAGGAGAAUCUCGGCUUUUGCUCAGUUUGGCCGUAUGGAGGAUGCUUCCACCAAGAUAUUCUCGGAUGUUGCUCAGAUGGGCUGUAUUGGGAAUGUUUCCACAAGGAGAAAGUCGGCUUUUGCUCAGUUUGGCCGUAUGGAGGAUGCUCCCACCAAGAGAAUCUCGGAUUUUGCUCGGUUGGGCCGUAUUGAGAAUGAUUCCACAAGCAGAAUCUCGGCUUUUGCUCAGUUUGGCCGUAUGGAGGAUGCUUCCACCAAGAGAAUCUCGGAUUUUUGCUCCGAUGGGCCGUAUUGGGAAUGA
Messenger RNA from Homalodisca vitripennis (glassy-winged sharpshooter), 981 nucleotides. RefSeq lists its product as uncharacterized. Bases 1 to 981 code for a protein of 326 amino acids. The record is from RefSeq and is a predicted model, not a curated record. The transcript has a single exon. NCBI's taxonomy places the organism in Eukaryota, Metazoa, Arthropoda, Insecta, Hemiptera, Cicadellidae.